Molecule: messenger RNA, 1259 nt
Organism: Pyrus x bretschneideri (Chinese white pear)
Lineage: Eukaryota; Viridiplantae; Streptophyta; Magnoliopsida; Rosales; Rosaceae
Product: alkylated DNA repair protein ALKBH8 homolog
Exons: 4
Coding region: 58-792 (244 amino acids)
Biological process (GO): DNA damage response; fatty acid metabolic process
Cellular component (GO): mitochondrial matrix
Source: RefSeq, a predicted model, not a curated record
GAGAGGAACCUUUUGACUCUUUAAGCUUUGCCUCGUCAAAAUGCAAGAUCGGAGCUUAUGACCAUGGAUGCUGCUAGCAAAGAAAUUCUCCGGCAAGUAUUCGGCGAUUCGUCGGACAGCGACGACCUGGAACCGGGCGAUGGAUCCGAUUCCGACCCGACCCAUUUCUGGGAGCCGAUCAAACAAAUCAAGGGGCUGUGGUUGUGCAGAGACUUCCUCUCUCCUCAGCACCAGUCCUCUUUGCUCUCCACAAUCCAAAACGAAGCAUGGUUCACUCAAGCCUCUCAUAAUCAGGCAAUGAGGUUCGGGGAUCUUCCAGCAUGGGCGGACGAGCUUUCGCGUUCUAUUCACAAGGUUGCGCUUGCAAGUGACUGUGUUUUGGGAAGCAAUGAUGGUGUGAAGGAGAAUGCCUCUCCAUUUCCAUCCCAUCUUUUGUGCAGAGAGCCGCUCUUUGACCAGCUCAUUCUAAAUUCUUACCAACCGGGUGAGGGAAUCUGUGCGCACGUUGAUCUCAUGCGCUUCGAAGAUGGAAUUGCCAUUCUCUCCUUGGAGUCGUCAUGUGUGAUGCAUUUUAGUCAAGUUGAAGGAACAAAUAAGGAAAAUGAUCCCGCCGUGGCCAAGAUUCCAGUUUAUCUUAACCCCGGAUCCCUAAUUUUCAUGUCAGGAGAAGCGCGAUACCAUUGGAAGCACGAGAUUAACCGCACGCCUGGAAUUCAGAAGUGGGAAGGGGAGGAACUAACUCAGACGAGGAGAAUCUCCAUAACCCUGAGGAAGCUCUGCCAAGUGGAGUAGGUCUUUAUUCAGCAGAAUAUCUUUCUACUUUUCCAAUUCCUAUCGAAUUUGAGGAUCCAAUUGCACUUGGAAAGCGCGUAGUUUCAGGAAUUGAAGUUCAGAUUGCACUGCAUGAUCUCAUUGAUCCGCUUUCGCAAACGGAGCCAGUUUGAAAGGAACGCUUAAGGAAGCUGAUUAUCCAAGAUUCCAAUGGCCAAGAUGAAUGCUUAUGGAAGCAAAUUAUAGACUGACUUUUGCGUUUUUUAAAUGUAUCAUGGUAAACCAGAAGAUACCCGUUCAAUUUUGACAUGUGUGCAUAACCUUCUUCGAUCAUAUGGUCACGAUUUGUUCACAAAGCUUUGGUUCAUGUCUCCUUAGAUAGAUCAACGACACAGAGGUACGUUGUUGUUGCAGAAAUGGCAGGCGAUUAACAGUCAAUGAGAAAUUGUUCAUUACAUAUAAAUAAAUAGUCAAGCAACUUUUUAGGA